CGCGUGCCGCCCUGGGGCCGGCGCGCCCGCCCCGCGCGCCCGUGGGCGGCCCCGCGCGCCGGAGGGCGGGCGCCUCUGGGCGCGCUGGCGCGGCAUGGAGGCCCAGCCCUUGGGCGGGGCGCGGCUCUACAGCGCCAAGGACCCGACGCGGGCCCGCAGGUAUUGGACUCUCGCCUGGGUGGUCGUGCACCACGUGGCGUGGCCGCUGUGGCGGUGCUGGCUCUGGCUCACCGGCGCCGCGCGGGGGCGCCCGCCGCCAGGCCCCCUGGAGAAGUACCGCCGCCGCCUGUGCAGAUCGCAGGUCUACUGCGCCCUGGCCGUGGCCGGCGGGGCCCACCUCCUCUCCAGGUGCCGGUGGCAUCCACAUGAUCUGCUGUACGAGAUAUCCAUGGAGCACCAGGUGCUCUUCGGCAUGGCCGUGGGGCACUGGGCCACGGCCCUCUGGGAGGA
Molecule: messenger RNA, 450 nt
Organism: Prorocentrum cordatum
Lineage: Eukaryota; Dinophyceae; Prorocentrales; Prorocentraceae
Source: the annotation of a GenBank genome assembly